AACUUGUAAGCUUAAAGCACAUCUAGCAUCCAUUAAUUGGUGCAAAAGUAGCUAGAUGUGUUUUUUGGUUGAUUUUCUUCCAAUUCUUGCAUGGGCCCCUAUGAAAGAGAUAUGGAAUUCAUUGAUUUCCAUUUGCAGAGGCUUUUCAUACUUUUGUGCCAAUCUUCAUACUUUAGUUACAUCUUAUCCUGGCGUGGAAAUAGGGGGAACAAAGUUGACCUGAAGUCAAGGUCGUCGUUUAAGUCUUUCUGCUGUUAUCCUCUGCCUCUAAUAUAAUUUUAUCUUUUCCGUUAGUUGUCUGAGAGAAGGAAAAAGCUGCUGCUGUUAUGGCUCUGCCCUUUAAUCCUGCUUGUUUCUUCUCCUUUUUCCUUCCCUUAAUGGCCGCCUUUUACUUUGGUCAUGGAGAGGCUGAGUUCCAAUCUAAUUGUACCAAGGAAUUCUCCUGUGGAAAUUUGGGUUUUGUGGGGUUCCCUUUUACUAAACACACACAGACUCGCUGUGGUUUAGUGGCAGUUAAUUGUGAUACUACACCCCCAACUCUCCAGCUGGGCACGGGAUCCGGAGGAGAUUGGUAUCCCCUUCUGCGUUUACUGAAGCCUUCUGGGGAUUACUAUAUGAUCAACCUUGGAGACUCGAAGCUUCAGAAACCUUUUGAGAGCCAUAAUUACUCAAAUUUAAACUACACUCUCCACUUUCAGAAUUCUCCUUCUGUCACAUUCCUCAAUAUGGAUGCAAGCUUAUUGAACACCUAUUUUACAUGCAAUGACAGUCAAGCUGAUGAUAUAGGCAAUUAUGAAAGGUAUAACUGUACUGAAGGAUGUAGCUUGUACUACAAACGUCACUUGCCAGAGAAUAAUCCAAAAUGUGAUGCUGUUAACUGUACCCUGUAUCCAUCUCCAUUUAUUAUUCAACAAACAAAUGAUGGCUUGACUGCUCAUCUUGUAUUGUACAUGGAAGUCGCAAAAACUUGCCAGGAGUGUUACCAAGGAGGAGGGCAAUGCACAGAAGACAGCAAGAAUGAAUUUCACUGUGCACGAGGGAACAUCACCACAGGGAACAUCACCACAGGGAACAUCACCACAUGGAACACCCCGACAGGAAAUACAAGCAUGCACAAGCUAAUUCCAAUCAUAGUUUCAGGCGCUUUAGCACUGAUAGUUGUAAGUAUGGCAAUCGUUCUUUUCUGGCAACGCAAGCAAGGAAGAAAAGGCUACUCGAGAAAUACAUCUUCAGAUCCCACCUCAGACCUUGAGAGGGGCCGCAGUAGGCUCUUUGGAAUUCUAGUCUUCUCCUACUCCGAACUUGAAGAAGCCACAACCAAUUUUCAUCCUUCUAAGGAACUUGGAGAUGGAGCUUUUGGCACUGUUUACUAUGGGAUACUUGGGGAUGGAAGAGAAGUUGCUGUGAAGCGCCUUCAUGAGCGCACCUGCAAGAGAAUGGAGCAGUUUGCAAAUGAAAUCUCAAUCCUCACCAAGUUAAAGCACCCAAAUCUGGUUACAUUAUAUGGAUGCUCAUCAAGGCAAAACCGUGAAUUCCUCCUUGUAUAUGAAUAUAUCCCGAAUGGAACACUUGCAGAUCACCUGCACGGCAAAAGAGCAGCAGAUCGACUGCUCACAUGGCCAAUCCGCAUGAAGAUUGCAGUGGAAACCGCUGCAGCAUUGGUUUAUCUCCACGCUUCAGACAUAAUACACCGCGAUGUGAAGACUAGUAACAUACUUCUCGACAACAAUUUCUGUGUCAAAGUUGCAGAUUUUGGGCUCUCAAGACUCUUCCCUCCUAAUGUCACUCAUUACACCACUACACCACAAGGAACACCUGGAUACGUUGAUCCAGAUUAUCACGAGUGUUAUCAGCUAACUUAUAAGAGUGAUGUUUAUAGCUUUGGGGUUGUUCUUAUUGAACUGUUAUCAUCAAUGCCUGCUCUGGACAUGCGUAGGCAUACAGACGAGAUCCAUUUGGCAAAACUAGCAAUGAGCAAGAUUCUUACAGGAGCAUUUGAUGAACUCAUUGAUUCCUCUCUGGGAUACGAGAAUGAUACCGAAAUCAAUAGAAUGGCAACUUCAGUGGCAGCACUAGCUUUUCAAUGCUUGCAACCUGACAAGGAUAUGAGGCCCACAAUGGAACAUGUUCUGGAGUCACUAAAGGAGAUUCAAGGCAAUGAGUUGAGCAACGAUGGUGAAAGAUGUAUAAAUGAAGCUACCACUUCUAUUCCCAGGGAGUAAUUAAAACCAGACUUCCUAUUUUGGUUUUGUUUCAUUCCAGUUUUUGGAGCAACUAUAGUGUUUAAUUUGUUGCACUGACCAAGUUGUCUAGGUCAAUAUUAGGCCAUAUUUCCUUUUAUGUAACGCUUCCAUGCUCAAAAGAUGUAAAAUAUAAAAACACUUCAAUCUUUCCUGUUAAAGUCUGAUAUAGAUAGUUCAUUUGGUAGGGCGAAUAGAUAAGGAUAUUGAAGUAAAGUCCUUGACUCCUUGUAAAAUUUGUAAGAAUAGAUGUGAACAGUGUGUUCACUGUUGCUGCC
Messenger RNA from Ipomoea nil (Japanese morning glory), 2518 nucleotides. RefSeq names its product LEAF RUST 10 DISEASE-RESISTANCE LOCUS RECEPTOR-LIKE PROTEIN KINASE-like 1.1. The record is from RefSeq and is a predicted model, not a curated record. NCBI's taxonomy places the organism in Eukaryota, Viridiplantae, Streptophyta, Magnoliopsida, Solanales, Convolvulaceae. The transcript is spliced from 4 exons. Gene Ontology annotation, molecular function: ATP binding; protein kinase activity. Bases 327 to 2222 code for a protein of 631 amino acids. Gene Ontology annotation, biological process: protein phosphorylation.